Messenger RNA from Eurytemora carolleeae, 2317 nucleotides. RefSeq lists its product as uncharacterized. Lineage: Eukaryota; Metazoa; Arthropoda; Copepoda; Calanoida; Temoridae. The transcript has 22 exons. The record is from RefSeq and is a predicted model, not a curated record. The coding region runs from base 48 to 1616 and encodes 522 amino acids.
AGCACUCAGCUGGAUGUUUGUAUGAACUUGUAAAUAUUAAUGGGACCAUGUUCCCCCCAGGGACCUGGACCAAGUUACAGGACCUCUCUUUGGUAUACUUUGAUUGGACCUGGACUGUGAUGGGGGAGAUUACUCAGGAGAAUGUAAGAAUCUACUACACCAAGAUGACCAGCCUGUUUUCCGCCAUUGGAAAUAACCUUCCUAAUUUAGGUAAACUUGAGUUGACCCAUUCUUGGAUUCUACGAGAUGAUAUUUAUCUCUGGUUGUUCUGCCAGGAUCCCCCGGCUCAAUUCAGUGAUUUAUUGAGUGAAGAAGAAUGGAGAGAUGGGAGACUGGGCUGGCAUAAGGAAAAAAAACGGUUUCUUCCCAGAAUUACUGCUGCCGCUACUUCUAUAAAAAGAAGAUGUCAGAUGCAUUUGGAUACAGUGCUCAAGAAAAAGGUUGAGUUGACCCCGCUAGCUAGGAGUUUAACAUUCUUUAGUAUCCACAAUGCGACUGAACGAAUAGAUGCUUCCACUGCUGUCAUCGCUUGGUGUACAAGUUUACGACACUUGGAUUUGACUGAUUUUGACAUUGUAACAGAUGUUAGAAAAGUAUCCCCUGAACACUACAGAAGAGGUUUCUGUCUACCUAGCGUGCAUAGGAUCUAUAAUCUGACCGGCCAACCCACUGCUCUAGCUGUAGCAGCUAUACAACAACCUGAUUCAGAAACGAUGACGCGGUUGUGGAAGGGAUAUAAUGAAAGUUUACCUGCCGAAGGGAGAUUAGAGUUCAUACUAAAAUCUUUAGUACUAGGUGCCCCUAAACUUCAAGAUCUUUAUAUUGGCGUUGAUUCAAGACAAACUGUGAAUGGGAUGGAUCAUGUCAAGUUAUCUAGUUCUCAUAUUCAGCAGCUGCUGUCAUUUAAAUCUCUUAAUAUUCUAGAAUUAGAAAAUGUGGACCCUGCCUCCUGUAUGAUGUGUUUAGAAGCUUUAAGUAUUCAACUAAAAAAGGUUACCAUAACAAAUGUGUUAAUAAACUUUGCCAGAAUAUUAAGCUCUAUGCCUCAAAUAAGAGAAAUAAUUCUCAGGAAUACAAAUGCUGUAUUGUAUGAUGAUGUAGACGAAAAUCAGAUUGUUGAGUUCGACGGAAAUCCCCCUUUACAGAGACGGCUGCAAAGACUGAGUAUUGAAUACACUGUUCCCUUGACUCUGGUCGAGUAUAUAUUCUCUAAACUUCCAGAUCUGGAGUACCUGGCACUGGGACACGGCAGUCAUAGAAACUUGAAGCUUCCCCCUGUGUCUGAGGUGUUCUGGUUCUUAUUGUGUAGGUAUUCUUCCCGUGGGUCUAUCAGCCGGUUAACUCCUCCAACCUGGAAAUAUUUACUCCGAACCUCGAACCUGACCAAGCUCAGGACCCUCUCAAUACCUGUUCUAUACCAACCAGGUCUACAUCCGGAUACACAGAUUAGUAUUCUGGAUUAUGAGGAUAUGGUGGACUUGUUUAAGUAUCUACCAUCCCUGGAGAAAGCCCAUGUACACAGGCGGGAUUAUUCACGUUUUGGUGAUCAGCCCAGCUUUCCUCAAUAUAUGAUAACAGAUCCUAGAUAUUCAUUCAUUCAUCCAGGAGACUUCUAGAUACAUACUUUCAUCCUGGGGACUUCUAGAUGUUCAUCCUUUUAUCCUGGAGACUUCUAGAUAUUUAUCAUCCUUAGAUUUCUAGAUAUUCAUACAUUCAUCCAGGAGACUUCUAGAUUUUUAUCCAUCCUUCCUGGGAGACUUCUAGCUAUUCAUUCAGUCAUCCUGGAGACUUCUAGAUAUUCAUUCAGUCAUCCUGGAGACUUCUAGAUAUUUAUCCUCAUUAGACUUCUAGAUAUUCAUUCAUUCAUCCUAGAGACUUCUUGAUAUUUAUCAUCCGUAGACUUCGAGAUAUUCAUUCAUUCAUCCUGGAUACUUCUAGAUAUUCAUUCAUUCAUCUGGAGACUUCUAGAUAUUCAUUCAUCCUUCCUGGAAGACUUCUAGAUAUUCAGUCCUUCGUCCAGGAGACUUCUAGAUAUGCAUUCAUCCUGGAGACUUCUAGACAUGUAUUCUUCUAGAAGAUAUUACAUACUUUUUUUUCCUAUUGACUUUUCUAGUAUUUAUUCAUUAGAUAAACAUUGAAACAUGAAGCUUUUGGAAUUUCAAAAUUUUGGGCCACGAGACCUCGUUUAAACAUCCAAAGUUUCCCCUUUCUAAUUUUAUCUAUUUUUCUUAAAUUUGAUUAGAAUAGAUACACUUUUACUAUUAGUUCUGUUCCAAAUUGCAACAAAAUUUACAAUGUUUUUAUUAUGUCUUUUUAA